This is a messenger RNA of Marasmius oreades (fairy-ring Marasmius), 597 nucleotides long. RefSeq lists its product as uncharacterized. The coding region runs from base 1 to 597 and encodes 198 amino acids. The record is from RefSeq and is a predicted model, not a curated record. NCBI's taxonomy places the organism in Eukaryota, Fungi, Basidiomycota, Agaricomycetes, Agaricales, Marasmiaceae. The transcript has 3 exons.
AUGAUGCCAAUCGAUGGUCGCCUUGUAGAUAACUAUGUCGCACGGACGCGUCCAGAUCUGCACAAUAUGCUCAACACUCUCGGCCAGCACAUCAGAAGCGAACUGACCCUGGAAAACGCUCGACUUGAGGAGCGAGUUUCAACAUUGCAAGGCCAGCUGGUAUCCGUAGACACACAGCUUAGCGGUACAAAGUUAAAGCUUGACGAGGCGAAUUCAAAAAUCGCCGAUAUGGAUGGGAAACUUGUUGAUGCACAUACGAAAGUCGAUGAGAUGGAAAACGAGCUUCAGGAGUUGCGGAGAAGCAAUGCGGAAAUGAAGAGGGAGCUUGAACAGGCCAAGAAAAGAUGGCGAGGUAUAGUAUUACCUGGCUAUCACGAAAUGGAAUUGGAGCGCGAAAAACUUCGCCGGAAGCUGGAAAAAAAGGAGGACGAGGUGGUGUUUUACAAGCUGAAGACGAAAGCAGCCAGGAAGUUGGUGAAAAAGGCAGCAUAUGUCUUGAAGGAAGAUGACGUUGUGGUCUAUCGUCGACCGGGAUCUCGUUCGAGUGUGUCGUCCGAGUCCUCCUGUUAUUUGCAGUAUGCUAGGCGACGGAUAUGA